Oncorhynchus nerka (sockeye salmon) is the source of this 4283-nucleotide messenger RNA. RefSeq names its product receptor for retinol uptake stra6-like. Gene Ontology annotation, cellular component: plasma membrane. The transcript is spliced from 18 exons. Lineage: Eukaryota; Metazoa; Chordata; Actinopteri; Salmoniformes; Salmonidae. Gene Ontology annotation, biological process: vitamin A import into cell. The record is from RefSeq and is a predicted model, not a curated record. Gene Ontology annotation, molecular function: retinol transmembrane transporter activity; signaling receptor activity. Bases 331 to 2457 code for a protein of 708 amino acids.
AUUGGGGUAAGGGUGCAUUGUUAGACUCUGUUAGAGUGUGUACUAAACUCCUACAGCAGGGACAACACGACUGGACACCUGACCAGAGGUCUCUCUCUCUCUGUACCUCAGACGCUGCACAACCUGAACUCAAAGCUACCCAACACACAGUGGAGUAAGCUACAACUCUCAAUACAAUUACAAAUUAUCAAUAUUUAUUGAUCGGGAAGUGCUGCGCUGCGUUGGGACAUAGCUGCGUUGGAGAGACGGUUGAUGAUCGAGGUUGGCUAGGUGGAUUUCCUCUGGUUUUCACCCGUCAACGUGGACUAUAGCAACAGAGACAAGAUCAAGAUGAACCAGACCAAGGUGGUAGAAGAGGAACUGUAUAACUACUAUGACUACUCAGACUGGUACUCCAACAAUAUGGAACCCACCAGACCUCCAAAAGAAGUUAUUCUCCCGUGUGACCCCACAGCGGAUGACCAGCUUUUUCACAUAUGCAUCGCUUCAGUAUCUCUCGUUGUGGUGCUGAUUCUAGCAGUCCUGAAGAGGAGAAAGAGUCUAUGUGAGGGUUUUGCCAGUGGAUCAACUGGCAUCUCAAGUCCAGUGAACUUCCUGGACCAGACGCAGCACAAAGCCCUAGCAGUAGCUGUGUUUGGGCUGGUCUUCAGCAAGCUGUCUGUAUUGGUCCUGGCUCCAGAUCCCCUGCCCUUCUCCAAAGACACCCCUCAGGAAAUCAAAGAGUACAUGAAGAUCAUCGCCAUCUUCUACUGGCCUGCCCUGUACUACCCACUCCUGGCCUGUGGUACGCUCCACAGUAAACUGGGCUAUGUGCUGGGCAGUCUAUUCUCCUGGACCCACUUUGCUGUCCUCGUCUGGCAGAAGAUUGACUGUCCCAAAACACCAGAGAUCUUCAAAACACUGGGGUUAUUGUCUGGCCUGCCAGUUAUUGUCUGCCCAAAACACUGGCCUGUUAUUUUUGAUUCUGAUCCUCUUUGGCUUCAGGACCUGGAGAGCAGCUACUACACAGACUACGUGAAAUUAAUUCUAAAGAAGAAAAAGUCAAACGUCAGUACCUCAAUCAGAUCAGAUAAACCCAAACUGUUGGAGACAGUAAAAGACACAGUCAAGUCCUAUAUCUACACACCAGAGAAAGUAUUCCGGUUCCCACUGAAGCUGGCGAUCUCAGCAUUUGUGUCGUCCAUAGCAGUUUAUCAGGUGGCGCUGUUGCUGGUAAUACUGGUGAUCCCCACCCUCCAUAUAGUCCGUGCUGGUAUAGAUGACAAGUUUCCCUUCCUUCUGGAGGGCUUUGGUAUUGUCCUAUCAGAAGACAGGAUGGAGGUGGUCCAGAUUGUUAUUCACUAUACCUGGUGUCUGGAAGUGUGUUACCUGUGUGGGUUGACCCUGGCCUGUACGCUCACCCUGAUCAUGCUCAUGAGGUCCAUGAUCCUUCACAGAUGGAACCUCCAGGGCUUGUACAGAGGAGAUAUUUACAACGUGUAUAAUUGCCAGAAGAGCAUCCGUCCGUCUCAGACAGGCCUAGUGUGUUGGAUGGGCUUCAUUGGAUAUCAGGCUGCUGUCAUCUCUUUAGGAAUGGUCUUCCAGACUUUGGUCUUCUUCAUCUGUUUUGUGUGGUUGGUGUUCCUCAUCAUCAUCCCCAUCUUGUAUGGCCAGAACCUUAUACUCUUCCAGGUCGCUGCCAAGGCCUGGCCUGUGUGGCUGACGUUGAUACUGACUAUUACUCUACAACACGUGACAGCCAGGUUUGCUUUCAUCAAAAAGGAUGCUGGGACAAGAGACUUGAACAACAGAGGCAGUCUGUUCCUGCUUACCUACCUGCUCUUCCUGAUCAACAUCGUGGUGGGGUUGAUAGCAGCCAUCUGGAGGAUGGUCAUCACUGCCCUCUAUAACAUCAUCCACCUGGGACGCAUGGACAUCAGCCUCCUCAACCGCGCUGCUGAAUCCUACGACCCGGCUUAUUGUUACUACACCCACUACCUGAAGGUAGAGGUCAGCCAAUCACACCCUGUGAUGAAGGCCUUCUGUGGGCUGGCGCUGCAGGCUGCCUCGGCUGGAGGUGCUGGACAGAAGAUGCGAGAUGCUGAGGAAGGGAUCCAGCUGGUGAAUCAGGAGAAGAGACCGGACAAGGUGGUUAACAGCAGGAGGGUGCGGGCACGCUGGCAGUUACUCUACACGCUGGUCAACAACCCGUCUCUACUGGGGUCCAGAAAACACUACCAGCUGCAGCCCUCUGACAGCUUCGUGAACGGAACGAACCGUAGCGCCGCGGCAGGAAGCAAGAAAGACGCCAGCAGUAAACCCACCGCUGCCGAGGCAGGCGCUGCCACACCCUCAGGCGCUGCCACACCCCCAGGCGCUGCCACACCCUCAGGCGCUGCCACACCCUCAGGCACUGCCACACCCACAGGUGCUGCCACACCCUCAGGCCCUACCACACCCUCUGCUGCUGCUAACUGAGACCAUGACACACGGUCAUGACUGACGUCAUGUGGUUUAUGGGGUACGGACACCCUGCUGCUCUCUAUAGAACCCAAUGUUCCAACUGCUUGGUCUUCAGGGUAGCAGUUGACUGUAGAGGCCUGUAAUUUCUGUGGGUUGCAGUCAAGUGCCUUGGCUUGUUCAGCUCCACAUGCAGUGAAUCUCUAUGUAUGUUGCUUUCUGUGUCAUAUUGUUGUCUGCAAUGUCGAUUUUAAAAUUUGCUGGUCUAUUAUUUAGUUUUUGGUAAAGGUCGUUACGGUGAAAUAGUACAACAUCUUAACGGUUGUAUGUGUUUGGUUAUGAUGCACAGAACACAUCCUGUUUUAGCAUCCACUAUCUACCCCUUCCUUAAUGUGCUGCCCUUUAUCAGUUGUUUCGGUACGUUUUCAGAGGUUGAGAUAUUUGCUUUCAAAAUAUAUUUAAGAACAAUGAUACAUUUAUUUUUUGUGUAAAUUAAUGUAACUGACAUCACAAUCCAGAGUGAAAAAAAAAUCAACUGUUUUCCUUCCAGGUGGGAGAAUGUGAUUAAGACUCUUAUUUUGAAAGAGAGACUUCUUUUCAAACAAAUAAAACCGUUUUAAAGUAAAUACAGGGGAACAACAAACGUGUUUUCAAGAACCAUGAUGACUGCGUAUGGAAACCCAUUUUUACAGAAGCCAAUAUUCAAUGCAGGUGCUUCUACACCUGCAUUGCUUGCUGUUUGGGGUUUUAGGCUGGGUUUCUGUACAGCACUUUGAGAUAUCAGCUGAUGUACGAAGGGCUAUAUAAAUACAUUUGAUUUGAUUUUGAAUUUGAUUUGAUUCAGACAGUUCAUUCGUAGUACAACAACCCCUAUUUUUGGCAUUUCACUAUAGAUCGAAUAACAUGCCAUGUUUGGAAGCUGCAAAUCAAUAAGGAACAAGCAUUCCUUGUCAAUACUUUAUUACUUCAGGCACAUAUAGCAGAGGAUGAACACUGAGGCAAUGUACACAUCUGAAACACUUACAUUUAACCAUAGGCUAUCAAAUUGUAACACUUAUCUUACUGUUAAAAUGUAAGAGUUGAGCAACGGUGGGGGUUUUAAUGGAUAUGAGAUAGAGACACGUGGGUCAUGUAUGUUAUGGACACAUUACCAGGUUAAAGGUCACUGUAAAAUGACGUACAACAAUAGCUUGUGACACACAGCUUAAUAAGGGUUUGUUGGCAACAGUGAAGUGGACGUUCACUCUAGAUGUAAAAACAAAACAUAGUGUGUAAAGCUGUCCUCGAGGCAAAGCUGUCCUCGAGGCAAAGCUGUCCUCAAGGCAAAGCUGUCCUCAAGGCAAAGCUGUCCUCAAGGCAAAGCUGUCCUCAAGGCAAAGCUGUUCUCAAGGUAAAGCUGUCCUCAAGGCAAAGCUGUCCUCAAGGCAAAGCUGUCCUCAAGGCAAAGCUGUUCUCAAGGUAAAGCUGUCCUCAAGGCAAAGCUGUUCUCAAGGCAAAGCUGUCCUCAAGGCAAAGCUGUCCUCAAGGCAAAGCUGUUCUCAAGGUAAAGCUGUCCUCAAGGCAAAGCUGUCCUCAAGGCAAAGCUGUCCUCAAGGCAAAGCUGUUCUCAAGGCAAAGCUGUCCUCAAGGUAAAGCUGUCCUCAAGGCAAAGGGGGGGGGGGGGGGGGGGGGCUACUUUGAAGAAUCUAAAAUCUAAAAUAUAUUUUAAAUUGUUGAACACUUUUUUUGGGGGUUACUACAUGAUUAAAUAUGUGUUAUUUCAUAGUUUUGAUGUCCUCACUAUUAUUCUACAAUGUAGAAAAUAGUAAAAAAAAAUAUAAAAAAAUAAAGACCUACUCAUUCAA